GAAAGGAUAGGGUCAGUACGGGUAUGGGAAGGGGUGGGAAUGAGGGAUUCAGGUAAGGUAAAGGUAGGUACAAUAAUGGAGUAACCCCCAACAAUAAUCCCAUGCUUUAACAAGCAAACUACCGUCCGGGUAUAAAUAUUGAAUAAACAUAGGUUAUAUAAUACUUUAUUCUUAGAUGCCUAUGUGAUAGCGAGACUGGUUAUUCAGAAGCAAGAACUUGAUUUAAAUUCAGACUUCGUAUUUUCGAUUUUAGGAAGUUUUUAAAAAACAGGCUAGAGCCACUUCUCGUGGAUGGUUUAAUCGGCUUUUCUGUCCUUCUGUAGCGGGCAGAAUUAAAUUAACUUUGGGAUACCUUUUGAUUUUACGUUUCUAUGGCUCCCAUUGAAAAUUGUGCUCUCCUCUCUCUACUUCCACGUAAUACAUCCCAGAAUCGGGUUUAACCAGAGAGAAUUGCAGAACGCGCGCGAACCAAAGAGGGCUGGGAUUUUCCCAGUCAGCAGCGUCCCCGUGAUCCUCGUAGAGGCGUGGCGCGCACGCACGAGAGAAAGAGAGAUAUCGUACCCCGGAACUUCUCUGCAUUGUAGCUUCCGGUCAGAGUCCCUUUCUAUGGCUCACCUGCGGUUGCUGUUGCUUUGGUCGGCCGUAGAGGCUAUAUCGUCCGCUGCUAAUUCCCGGCCUUUGUGGCAAUGGGAGGCGAUUGCUCGUUUGCAGCCGGAGGCGGCAGAAGCUCGUCAGGCAACAGCGGUGCAGGAACUCUUGAAGCGGCUUCUGGGCUCGAAGGCAGCUUCUGCCUUCGAUGUAUCCGUGAACCGGUCUUUGGCCGAACCUGACGGUCUUGACACCUACCGGCUGAGCUCGGAGGCGCCAGGCACGAUAAAUGUCUCUGGUUCUAGCGGAGUAGCCGCCGCCUCGGGAAUCUACCAUUACUUGAAGGACUUCUGCGGCUGCCACGUGUCCUGGUCUGGGACGCAGCUCCGACUACCGGAGAGUUUGCCCCCUGUCUCCGCAGAGAUUAUCGUUACCAGCCCCAACAGGUUCCGGUUCUAUCAAAAUGUCUGCACUUACAGCUAUUCCUUUGUGUGGUGGAACUGGGACCGCUGGGAACAGGAGAUUGACUGGAUGGCUCUCCAUGGAAUUAACAUGGCACUGGCAUUCACUGGGCAGGAAGCCAUAUGGCAACGAGUGUAUUUGUCACUGGGUCUAAAGCAAUCAGAAAUCGAUGAGUACUUCACUGGCCCUGCUUUCUUAGCUUGGAACCGGAUGGGGAAUUUGCACACUUGGGCGGGACCGUUGCCCUUCUCCUGGCAUCAGAAAAAGCUAAAUUUGCAGUACAGAAUUCUAGAGAGAAUGAGGUCUCUGGGUAUGUUGACAGUGCUUCCUGCCUUCUCUGGGCAUAUCCCUCGAGGCAUUCUAAGGGUAUUUCCACAGGUCAAUGCCACACAACUGGGGAACUGGAGCCAUUUUGAUUGCACCUAUUCAUGUGCUUACCUCUUAUCACCUGAAGACCCCAUGUUUCAGGUUAUAGGGACCCUCUUUUUAAAGGAGCUUAUCAAAGAAUUUGGUACAGAUCAUGUAUACAGUGCUGACACCUUCAAUGAGAUGCACCCACUUUCAUCGAAUACCACCUACCUCUCCAAGGUCAGCGCCGCUGUCUUCCGCUCCAUGAAUGGAGUUGACUCCCAUGCCAUAUGGCUGAUGCAAGGUUGGCUUUUCCAACACCAGAGAGACUUCUGGCAACCUGCUCAAGUUAAAGCCCUUCUUCGAGGUGUACCUAUAGGCAGGAUGCUGGUGCUGGACCUCUUUGCUGAAUCUAAGCCUGUCUACCUCUGGACUGAGUCCUUCUAUGGGCAGCCUUUUAUCUGGUGCAUGCUUCACAACUUUGGUGGGAACCAUGGCCUUUUUGGCAUGGUGGAGAGCAUUAACCAAGGCCCCUUUGAAGCCAGACAUUUUCUCAACUCUACUAUGAUUGGCAUAGGCCUCACCCCUGAAGGUAUUGAACAAAAUGAUGUGAUAUAUGAACUCAUAACAGAUUUAGGUUGGCUCAAGGAGCCAAUAAAUCUACAACAGUGGGUUGCCACAUACAGUACAGAGCGCUAUGGUGUCAAGAACAUGCAAGUGAUAAAGGCCUGGCAAUUGCUAUUCCAGAGUGUCUAUAAUUGUUCAGGGCCUUGUGUAAAUCACAACCACAGCCCCCUUGUCCACCGUCCUUCUUUUCGGAUGAACACAGAGGUCUGGUACAAUAAAAGUGAUGUCUAUGAAGCCUGGCAGCUGUUUCAAAAUACUUCUGGUGAACUGGGCAACAGCAGCACCUUCUGCUAUGACCUUGUGGAUGUUGUUCGUCAGGUUCUGCAACAGCUAGUGAGUGAUUACUACUUGGAAAUCAAACAGGCUUUUCAGAAACGUGUGCUGUCACAACUCCUGGUUACUGGUGGUGUUCUAAUCUAUGACCUUCUUCCUGAACUGGACACUCUUCUCUCCAGUGACAGACGUUUUUUGCUGGGAGGAUGGCUGGAAGCUGCCCACAAAAUGGCCACCAGCAAAAAGGAGGAACAGUUGUAUGACUUCAAUGCACGCAACCAAUUAACUCUUUGGGGACCUGACGGCAACAUUUUGGACUAUGCCAACAAACAACUAGCAGGGCUGAUGCUAGACUAUUACAGAAUGCGUUGGAAGUUUUUCAUUAUCACUUUGGUGAAAUGCCUCAAUUCUGGAACACCUUUUCACCAGGAUCAAUUUAACCAAGCUGUCAUCAAAGUAGAAAAGAGAUUUAUCUACAGUGAAAAACAGUAUCCAUCAAAACCUAUUGGCAAUACACUUGAGAUAGCUACAAAGAUAUAUCUUAAAUAUUACCCCUCUGCCAUGAAGUACAGUCACUUGAUGCCAGUGUGACGGAGACACUCCUUUCUUGGUAUAACUUUUUGGAUCAUCGAUUCCAGCUUUGUACUUGUAUUGGUUUACUGAGUUAAAGUUCACUCUGUUUUUUUUAAUAGAUGCCCCAAUGUCCAAAUAGAAUUGGAACUAUAUGAGAGAAAAGGCCUAGUUUUUAGAAAAAGAUACAUCAGGCUAUGCGCAAAAUCAUGGAAGUAAUACUUCUAUUGGGUAAUAACUGAAUAAGAUUUGUAAUUAUUGGCAAAAAUUCAGCAUAUUAUCUUAGAGUAAAGAUAAAGAUAAAGGUUUCUACUGUCCAGUCAUGUCAGACUCUAGGGGUGGUGCUCAUAUUUGUUUCUUAGCCGAGGGAGCCAGCAUGGUCCAAAGACAUUUCCAUGGUCAUGUGGUGGCAUGACUAUACGCCAAAGUGCACAGAAUGCUGUUACCUUCCCACCAAAGUGGUACCUAUUUAUCUAUCUGCAUUUGCAUGCUUUUGAAUGGCUAGAUGGGCAGGAGCUGCGGCAUGUAAUAGGAGCUAAUCCUGUUGUGUGACAUUUGGGUCUUGAAUCCGGGCAGUGAGCUUUUCAGCUGACAAAACUCAGUGUCUUUAACUGCUGAGCCAUCUUAGAGGUACCUGCCUUUGUUAUUCAAAUACUCCAGCAUGGUUCCAAUUAAGUUGAAAAAUGCAUUGACUGUAUUAGCAAAAAUGAGUGCUAUUGAUUUGUAUAGAUGAUCACAAAGCCGUGUUUGGCUCCUCUAUAUCCCUAUUCAGCCUUCUUCCUUUCUGUAGAUCAGUGUUUCCCAAACUUGACAAUUUUAAGGCAUGAGGACUUCAACUCUCAGAAUUCCACAGCCAGCAACGCUGGCUGUGGAAUUCUGGGAGUUGAAGUCCACAUGCCUUAAAAUUGUCAAGUUUGGGAAACACUGCUGUAGAUCAUUCUAUACAACUGAUACCAGUGCAAUUUUGCUCUUCUGAGAAAGUGUCUAUAGAGGAAAUUGGUCUUGAUUUCUGCAGGACCUCUUUAGGCAAAAUCAUAUUAGUUUGGUUGAAAAGUCAGUGUAAUGAAAAGUCACCAAACUAAAAAAAACUAUACAGAAAUGUGUUUUUUUAUCUUUAUAUUAUAGGUAUAAUAAUAAAAGGAAAGAUGCAUACUGA
Messenger RNA from Crotalus tigris (Tiger rattlesnake), 4024 nucleotides. RefSeq names its product N-acetyl-alpha-glucosaminidase (gene NAGLU). The record is from RefSeq and is a predicted model, not a curated record. The transcript is spliced from 6 exons. The coding region runs from base 607 to 2889 and encodes 760 amino acids. NCBI's taxonomy places the organism in Eukaryota, Metazoa, Chordata, Lepidosauria, Squamata, Viperidae.